Molecule: messenger RNA, 4844 nt
Organism: Pipistrellus kuhlii (Kuhl's pipistrelle)
Lineage: Eukaryota; Metazoa; Chordata; Mammalia; Chiroptera; Vespertilionidae
Gene: RAI14
Product: retinoic acid induced 14
Exons: 18
Coding region: 178-3099 (973 amino acids)
Molecular function (GO): actin binding
Source: RefSeq, a predicted model, not a curated record
AGGGGGAGGAGGAGGGGCGGGAGGAGGGAUCCCGGCGCAGGAAGCCGGGCAGGAAGGAGCCCGGCGGCGCGCUUUCCUGGGGAAGCGGCGGCGGGUGGAGCAGCCGCGGCCGGAGCUGCCGCCUGGAUGGGUGUUGAGCAGUCUCCCUUAGAGCUUUAGAAGCUGAAUGGACUGAACAUGAAGAGCUUGAAAGCCAAGUUCAGGAAGAGCGACACCAACGAGUGGAACAAGAACGAUGACCGGCUGCUGCAGGCCGUGGAGAACGGAGAUGUGGAGAAGGUGGCCUCGCUGCUGGGCAAGAAGGGGGCCAGCGCCACCAAACAGGACAGCGAGGGCAAGACCGCCUUUCAUCUCGCUGCCACAAAAGGACACGUGGAAUGUCUCAGGGUCAUGAUUACGCACGGCGUGGACGUGACAGCCCAAGAUCCUGCCGGACACAGCGCUCUGCACCUCGCAGCCAAGCACAGCCACCAUGAGUGCCUCCGGAAGCUCCUGCAGUCUAAAUGCCCCGCCGAGAACGUCGACAGCUCUGGGAAGACAGCCUUACAUUACGCAGCGGCGCAGGGCUGCCUUCAGGCUGUGCAGGUUCUGUGCGAGCACAAGAGCCCCGUGAACCUCAAGGAUCUGGAUGGGAACAUACCUUUGCUCCUCGCAGUGCAAACUGGCCACAGUGAGGUCUGUCGCUUUCUUCUGGAUCAUGGAGCGGAUGUCAACUCCAGGGACAAGAAUGGAAGGACUGCUCUGAUGGUGGCCUGCGAGGCGGGCAGCUCCACUGUCGUGGAGGCCUUAAUUAAAAAGGGUGCAGACCCAACCCUUGUGGAUUCUCUCGGACACAAUGCCUUACAUUAUUCCAAACUCUCAGAAAAUGCAGGAAUUCAAAGCCUUCUGUUAUCAAAAAUCUCUCAGGAUGCUGAUUUAAAGACACCAGCAAAACCAAAGCAGCAUGACCAAGUGUCUAAAAUAAGCUCAGAAAGAAGUGGAACUCCAAAAAAACGCAAAGCUCCACCACCUCCUAUCAGUCCUGCCCAGCUGAGUGACGUGUCCUCCCCGAGGUCAAUAACUUCAACACCAAUUUCCGGAAAGGAAUCAGCAUUUUUCGCUGAACCACCCUUCCAGCAGGCCGAGAUCAGCUCCAUACGGGAGAACAAGGACAGACUGAGUGACAGCACUACAGGUGCCGAUAGCUUACUGGAUAUCAGUUCGGAAGCUGACCAACCAGAUAUUCUUGCCCUAUUACAAGCCAAAGUUGCAUCUCUAACUUUACACAAUAAGGAAUUACAAGACAAGUUGCAGGCCAAAACCUCCAAAGAGGCAGAAGCAGACCUGAGCUGUGACUCUUUCCAUUCCACGCACACUGACCUGGCCCCGUCUCUCGGGAAACCUCGGGAACCCUCGCCCCCCAACUCCCCGAGGCAGCCCCCCGCCGAGGGCGAUGCCAGAGGCCAGCAGCUCCCGGAGGCGCUGCGGGACCUGCAGCGGCGGCUGGAGCGCUCCGAGGCCGAGAGGCGGCAGCUGCAGGCCGAGCUGCAGGCCCGGGGGCCGGAGCCCGGGCGCCUGAACACCCCCGAGGUGUCCGAGAACGGCUCGGACCUCAGCCAGAAGCUGAAGGAGACGCAGAGCAAGUACGAGGAGGCCAUGAAGGAGGUGCUGAGCGUGCAGAAGCAGAUGAAGCUGGGCCUCGUGACGCCUGAGGGCGUGGAUUCGUACUCGCACGGCGGCGGGGGCCUGAGGGUCACCGAGGAGGAGGUGCGGGCGCUGAAGCAGGACCUGCAGGCCGCCCUGGAAGAAAGCGAGAGGAACAGGGAGAAAGUGAGAGCGCUGGAGGAGAAGCUGGCGGAGAGGGAGCAGGGGCUGGGGAGCCGGCCGUCUGAGGAGGAAUAUGAGGACAUGAAGAGCUCCUAUGGCUCCGUCAUCGAGACUCUGAAUAAGGAGAAAGCCCUUCUGCUCGAGAGAUACCAGGAGGCCCAGGAAGAGAUCUCGCAGCUGAGAGAUGCUCUGCAAGGUCCGACGGCCCAGGAGCCGGGCGAGGACCCCGGGGACAUGAAGGAAGCCAUGCACAGAAUGAUCGACGAGCUCAACAAGCAGGUGAGCGAGCUGUCGCAGCUGUACAAGGAGGCGCAGGCCGAGCUGGAGGACUACCGCAAGAGGAAGUCCUUGGAGGACGUGUCUGCUGUCGAGUCUGUCCCCCGCGCCGAGCACGAGCAGCUGGUGCAGGCGGCCCGGCUGGCCAGGGCGCAGGCGGAGGAGGCGCUGGCCGAGGCCAAGGCCCAGCACGCCAGGGCGCUGGGCGAGCUGGCCCAGCUCAGGCAGCUGGCCGACGCCCAGAAGGAGAACUCGGUGUCCAUCUCGGAGCACCUGCAGGUGGUCACCACGUUGCGCUCGGCCGCCAAGGAGCUGGAAGGCAGGCUCGGCGGCCUCCAGGAGCUCCUGGCCAGCCGGGAGGCGGAGGUGGCCAAGCUGGAGAAGCAGCUGGUGGAGGAGAAGGCGGCGCUGGCCGAGGCCAUGGUGCCCAGGCCCGCCUACGAGAAGCUCCAGGCGUCCCUGGAGGGCGAGGUGAGCGCCCUGGCCUCCAAGUGGAAGGAUGCCGUGAAGGAGAAGGAGAAGGCCCAGGCGGAGGCUGCCCAGCUCAGGGGCGAGGCCAUGCAGCUGAAGAGGGAGAAGGAGACGCUUCAGAGCCUCCUGAGAGCCAGAGAGCAGGAGGCCGGGGAGCUCCUGCCGAGGCUGCAGCGGGCGCAGGAGGAGCUGGCGGAGCUGCGGCGGCACUCGGAGAGCACGUCCCGGCUGGAGGAGGACAAGGACAGGAAGAUCCACGAGAUGUCAAAGGAAGUCACCAAGCUGAAGGAGGCCCUGAACAGCCUCUCGCAGCUGUCCUACUCGGCCAGCUCCUCCAAGCGGCAGAGCCAGCAGCUGGACGGGCUGCAGCAGCAGGUCAAGCAGCUCCAGACCCAGCUGGCUGAGUGCAAGAAGCAGCACCAGGAGGUCAUAUCGGUUUACAGGAUGCAUCUUCUGUAUGCGGUGCAGGGCCAGAUGGAUGAAGAUGUCCAGAAAGUUCUGAAGCAGAUCCUCACCAUGUGCAAGACCCAGGCCCAGAAGAAGUAGAGCGGGUCCUCGGCCGGACGCUGCCCCCCCCCCCCCCCGCUGUCCGUCUCGGGUUGGAUCGGAGAUGUUGGCCGUCACUGCCGUUGUUCUCGCCCGCGGUGGGCACCAGGGGGCUGGCCCGGGAGAAAACUGCCCCCCAGAACCGCAGAGAGACCGGACAGCAGCAGAGGCGAGAGGCACCGUCAUCGCCGCCAAUGCCCCAGCCGGGGGCCGGCCGUGCCGGGCGGCUGGCCCUGGUGCUGGGCCCGGGCACCGUCACCCCUGAGCGAUACGUGGUCCCCUCCACGCAGGAACCGCGGCCGGGGUUCCUCCACGCUGGCUGCCGUCCAGCACAGGGCAGCUCCCUUUGGCCUCUGGGUUUCAGUCCGCAAACAUGGUUUGACUUCUGACCAGAUGAGUGCAGGGCUGGUUAGGCGGUGCCCGCCCGGGACCCUUGACGUCCGUUCUGUGGAUCUGAAAGUGCCGAUUCCCUCUCCCCCCCACCCCCCCGUCUGCCUUAGGCGGCUUGUCCCCGCCCAGUCGGAGCCGGAUGAGCACGGUUAACUAAGACACGAAGCUCAGAAACAGAAGCAGAAGCUGCCUGUAGCCGGCGUUCGGUGAACGGGCGCUGCACGGCCGCUCUGCUCACCUGCCUUCGGCCGCCUCCCGGAGCUCAGGAAGCCCGGCGUCCGUGUUCGACGGGGACCGCAAGCCGCGUGUUUACAGCCAAAGGAAGGCCUCAGCGUUCCUAACCUCAAUUUUCUAAAAGUGUUGUUUUUUGUUUUUUUUUUCUCUUCUCUACAAUAUUUUUAUGGGCUCUUAAAGAUGUUUUCCUAUUGAAACCCCUUGCAUAAGGGAAAUUCACAUAGACUGUCUGAACAAGGUAUUUUGUAGGUAACCAGGCGUAAGACUUUUUAGAAAUAGGACUUUUUCCGCAGCGUUCUCAGCGAUGGCGAAAGGUAGUUUUGUAUGCCUAACCCGGUGUGAGCUGCCAGGCCCCUCAGAACUGGGGCGUCUGUCUCUUAAGAGAGUGAACCCUCCUGUGCCCAGCGAAUACCUUAGAAUGCCCGCUCCGUGCCCAGAGGCUCUCUGGAAGGACUGUCAGUCACAGCCCGGGUUCCAGCUUUGAGACAGGAACCUCGAUGUGGUAACCAUCGGGAUGCAAAGCUAAGGCCUGUGGGGGGGAAUAGGUCUGUUCCCUUUCUUUACUUUCAGGGUUUGUUUGUUUUUUAAAUUUCUAACUUUCUUGCAACUUCCCUGCCAGCAUGGCUCUUCCUGCGGGAUGUAAACAACACAGAACUCUGCCGAGUGUGUGAUGAACCACGCGGGCCUGCUCCGACAGCGCCCGACGCUGGGCCUCUGGGCCGGGGCCUAGGGAGCGGGCCGCACGGGGUGCCAGCCGGUGACAGCAGAGCACAGACGGCUUCCAGCUCUGUGUCGCUCUUCUGCGUUGUUUGUAGUCCAGCAGCUUGGAGAAUGCUGCAGAGCAGUGUGAAAGGGCUUUCCACCACAGCACUUAGGGAAACACAGAACACACACACACACACACACACACACACACACACACACACCCCGCACAGAAGGCUGCAGAGCAGGAGACCUGAGGGACUGGGAUGCUUGACAAGCACAGCCUUCCGUGGGGUCAGGAUGCAUAUUUAUUGCAGGCUCUCUGGCUAACUGUUGGAACGCCGAACGCCAUAGGUUAGCACGCUGCCUUUGUGAUGUAACGAGGGUUUGACGGAAAUAAACUUUGGUUCCUUUUUGCA